ACUCCAGGAAAGUCCAGCAGUGCCCUGAAUGUUUCUGCAGUCCUUACGAGGAUCACCUUGCUCAGGCACUUUGUUUAGCAGAGUAACAGGCUCAUUUCUCUCAAUAACAACGUCAACAAAUGGGAGAAAGCAGGAACCGAGUCUGUACUUGCCUACUGCUAUCAGAAAAGAGCAGACUUAAUUAAGAAAAUGGACUGCAUUUCAAGGAAAUAUUGUCCACAACCAAUUGACUGCAUCAGAUGGAGAAUCAGGGCUGUCCCUCCUGUCUGCGACCUCCUGAGUGUCUUGAAAAAGGAGGAAGAAAACUGUGCUGAGAUUUUGUCCCUGGAGGCAAGGAACAGGACACCUGAAAACGAUCUCCUAAGCUCAGGUGAAGGCAGAUGUGCUGGGAUGUGGGAUAACAUGAGCUGCUGGCCUUCGUCUGCUGUGGGAUACACUGUCAGUGCUCACUGCCCCAAAUUCUUCCAGAUGCUGACUGGGAAACAAGGUUUUGUCUAUCGAAACUGCACCAGCGAAGGUUGGUCCCAUCCAUAUCCAAGACCAGAUAUUGCUUGUGGCUACAAUGUCAAUGACACAACAAAUGAGGCGAGACGUUCCUAUUUCAUGACUCUGAAGACCAUGUACACCGUUGGGUACUGCACCUCCCUGGUGACGCUGACAAUUGCCUUGGUGGUCCUGGCCUCUUUAAGGAGACUUCGCUGUACGAGGAACUACAUCCACAUGCAUCUCUUCACAUCGUUCAUUUUGCGAGCCUCAUCAAAUUUCAUCAAAGAUAAUGUUUUGUUUUCCUCUGAAGACACAAACUACUGUGAGGCAUACACGGCUGGCUGUAAGCUUACCAUGGUCUUCUUUCAGUACUGCAUCAUGUCUAACUACAGCUGGCUCCUUGUGGAGGGACUUUACCUCCACUCUCUCCUGGUCAUUUCCUUCUUCUCAGAAAAGAAGUUCCUUUGGUGGUUCAUCACCCUUGGAUGGGGUGCCCCAACUGUCUUUGUUGCUGCUUGGGCGACCGCAAGACAGCUCAGUGAAAAUGUUGGGUGUUGGGACAUUAACACAAAUGCCAAUACCUGGUGGAUCAUUAGAGGCCCUGUAGUUCUGUCUAUUUUUGUUAAUUUCAUUCUCUUUGUCGACAUUUUAAGGAUCUUGAUGAGGAAGCUCAGCUCACCUGAAGGACGAAGCAGCGAUUUCAACCAGUACAAGAGACUUGCCAAGUCAACACUUCUCCUCAUCCCACUCUUUGGGGUUCACUACAUCAUCUUUGCUUUCUUCCCCGAAGACGCAAAUAGUGGCACAAUGGAAAUCCAGCUGUUUUUUGAGUUGGCUCUUGGAUCAUUCCAGGGUUUUGUCGUGGCUGUACUUUAUUGUUUUCUUAAUGGUGAGGUUCAGCUGGAAGUUCAGAGAAAAUGGAGACAGUGGCACUUAAGCAAACACCUGCGUCAGCAGCUCAGCACCUCAGCGAGUAACGGAGGAAGCGGCCUAACUCAAGAGAUGCAGGUGACCAAAGCGAGUCCACCAAAGGACAGGAAGGCAACUCCCCAAAGAUCAAGCAUGCUUUAACACUGCAUUCUUAAGGGACACCUCCAUGCUCAGAUACAUGUGGUUAAAUCUCAUGGACUGUGCUGGGAGCCUUGUAUAUAUAUCCCACAGUGCGACUUGGCUGUAGAUCAGCACUUCUUGAAGCACAUCUGUUUGUCUAUAUCCUGUGUAGCACCAGAGUUACUUUGCAAGGCAAAAUGGGCCAAAACGUUAUUCUCUUAUUUGGGUUUCUGACCAUAGUCAUUUAUGUUUCUGUCCACACUGAUAUUUUUAAGUUGCUAUUUGUACCUUAAAUGUAGCUCCU
This is a messenger RNA of Lagopus muta (rock ptarmigan), 1840 nucleotides long. RefSeq names its product secretin receptor (gene SCTR). Gene Ontology annotation, biological process: brain development; cell surface receptor signaling pathway; adenylate cyclase-modulating G protein-coupled receptor signaling pathway. The transcript has 13 exons. Gene Ontology annotation, cellular component: plasma membrane. The coding region runs from base 190 to 1557 and encodes 455 amino acids. NCBI's taxonomy places the organism in Eukaryota, Metazoa, Chordata, Aves, Galliformes, Phasianidae. The record is from RefSeq and is a predicted model, not a curated record. Gene Ontology annotation, molecular function: peptide hormone binding; G protein-coupled peptide receptor activity; secretin receptor activity.